AUGUCUCGCGCAUCAAAGUUCACAUUGGCAGCCACUGGCCUGGGCACAGCGGGUAUUGUCUGGUUUGUCCACUGGGCACAAGAAGCGGAUAGGGCGGCUAUGCACAAAGGUGUCGAACGCGAUAUGGAAAAGCAACGUCUUCGACUAGAACGUCAAGCGGACUUCGAAAUGCAAAAAGCCCUCGAGCAGGAGUAUCUCAAACUCCAGACGGUGACCAGCACAACGGGCGAUUCAAAUACGCCCAACCAAAAAACAAUUUCGGGGUCAUGA
Penicillium arizonense is the source of this 270-nucleotide messenger RNA. RefSeq names its product protein PET117. Gene Ontology annotation, cellular component: mitochondrion. Gene Ontology annotation, biological process: mitochondrial respiratory chain complex IV assembly. Lineage: Eukaryota; Fungi; Ascomycota; Eurotiomycetes; Eurotiales; Aspergillaceae. The record is from RefSeq and is a predicted model, not a curated record. The transcript has 2 exons. Bases 1 to 270 code for a protein of 89 amino acids.